Messenger RNA from Lachancea thermotolerans CBS 6340, 1704 nucleotides. RefSeq names its product glycolipid translocation protein (gene RFT1). Bases 1 to 1704 code for a protein of 567 amino acids. Lineage: Eukaryota; Fungi; Ascomycota; Saccharomycetes; Saccharomycetales; Saccharomycetaceae. The record is from RefSeq and is a predicted model, not a curated record. The transcript has a single exon. Gene Ontology annotation, biological process: glycolipid translocation; dolichol-linked oligosaccharide biosynthetic process. Gene Ontology annotation, cellular component: endoplasmic reticulum membrane.
AUGGAAAAGCGUGGCCAGGUUUCCCAGCAUGAAAGCAUGUUGAAGAGGUCCGCCAAGGGCGUGACUUUUUUGAUGUUCAGUCAGCUUUUCAGCAAGAUAGUGACUUUCAUACUGAACACGCUGUUGGUGAGGUACCUGUCACCGCGGGUUUUCGGGAUCAACGCGUUCCUUGAGUUCUUACUUUCGACAGUCCUAUUCUUCAGCCGAGAGGCCAUCAGGAUGUCUACACUGAGGAUAAAGAGCCCUGUCGCAGCGAGCUCGGCUACCGAAGACGACCCUGAAACAGAUGAUGCGGGACCAGGUGUAUUGCAAACAGCUAUCAACUUCGCCUAUAUUCCACUUUGUAUUGGAGUCCCUCUAUCUUUGGUUCUUAUAGGAUGGCAGUACAGCAACCUGAACGAAUACUUCCUUUCAUUACCAUACUUCAAGCUUUCCAUCGCGAUGAUCUGGCUCAGUAUUAUAUUCGAGCUCUUGAAUGAGCCGUUCUUCGUUGUGAACCAGCUUAUGUUGAACUACAAGGUUAGAAGCCAACUCGAGAGCAUCGCCGUGGUAGUAUCCUGCAUUGCCAAUUUUUCAAUAGUGUAUGUUUACGAGAACAAAUUCAAUGGGUCUGGUAUAGCCUUACAUGAUGCAACCAAGCAGGAAGGGAUUGCAAUUUUGGCGUUCGCUGUGAGCAAACUUGUGCACUCUACAGCUCUCUUAUGCUGCUAUUACUACGAUUAUCUGACUCGGUUAGCUCCCGCCAAAAAGUUCAAUAUUUCCCCUUCAAAAGUGCAGCUUUCUGCCGGCACUCAGCCAUAUUACCUACAAAGCGAAGUUCUACAGCACUUCAAAAAAGUGUAUCUUCAGCUUUGUUUCAAGCAUCUUCUUACUGAGGGCGAUAAACUUAUCAUCAAUUCCAUGUGCUCCGUAGAAGAACAAGGAAUCUACUCACUGCUGUCCAAUUAUGGGUCUCUUUUGACAAGACUCUUGUUUGCUCCCAUAGAAGAGUCACUGCGGCUCUUUCUUGCGCGCCUACUCUCUGUGACAUCCACUAAGAACACUAAAUUGUCAAUGGAUGUCUUGGUGAAUCUUACAAAGUUUUACUUGUACCUGUCACUUUUAAUCUUGGUAUUUGGGCCCACCAACUCUCCCUUUUUAUUACAAUUCCUCAUAGGCAGUAAGUGGUCUAGCACAAGUGUGCUAGACACUAUACAAGUUUACUGCCUCUACCUUCCGUUUUUAUCUAUAAAUGGAAUUUUCGAAGCCUUCUUCCAGAGUGUUGCCUCUGGCGAAGAUAUUUUGAGACAGUCUUAUUUCAUGAUUGCUUCAUCAGGUGUAUUCCUCCUAAGCUGCUGGCUCCUGAUUUCCCAGUACAAGAUGUCCUUAGAGGGUCUUAUUUUCAGCAACAUCAUCAACAUGUUGUUGAGAAUAGGCUUCUGUGGACGUUUCAUCAACGCAUUUUAUAAGCGCGUCUACUCUGAUCCCGCGUCUCACGAUUCAACUUUCCUGCUGAAUUUCAGUAAUCUCAAAGCGGUUUCUCUAGUGGCGCUUGUGAUCGCAUUAUCAAAUUAUUUCCUCUUUGGAGUUGUUAAGACCUUCGGCCAGCUAUCAAUAAAUGCGAUUAUGGCUUUUGGUCUGUUGUCUCUCAUUCUCUACAAAGAAAAAGACAUUAUUCGGUCCUACUUGAAGCAGUCCAAGAGAGAUGAGGUGAAGGAUGCGUAA